Molecule: messenger RNA, 3687 nt
Organism: Phycodurus eques (leafy seadragon)
Lineage: Eukaryota; Metazoa; Chordata; Actinopteri; Syngnathiformes; Syngnathidae
Gene: arhgef33
Product: Rho guanine nucleotide exchange factor (GEF) 33
Exons: 17
Coding region: 90-2408 (772 amino acids)
Molecular function (GO): guanyl-nucleotide exchange factor activity
Source: RefSeq, a predicted model, not a curated record
UUGCAGGGGAGGGACGUCUUCAUCGUUUUCAUCUUCUUUCUCAUGUUCCUCUCGUUCUUCGCGAGCCACCGCACUGCAAGGAUCAAAACAUGGGGGACAGUCCACGGGACCCUCAGGACCGCACAGAAGACGUGACACCAAACCAAAAAGAUAAAGAAGAAGACAAAAGCGUGCCGGACGCUAACAUGGAGGUAGCUCAGCUGCAGGGCCUGGUGGCGGAGCUGCGCGAGGGGCUCCGCGUCUCCCUGGCGGAGCUGUGCGAGCUGCGCCAAGAGGACCGGCGGCUGGAGGAGAGCCUGCGGGCCCACCGGACCCACGUGGAUCAGAAGAUCACGGGCCUCAGGAACUCGCUCAACACGUUCAAGGAGGAGCUGAGCGCCACGUUCUUCCACAUCCAGGACGUCUCCAACAGACAGCGGGAGCUGACCGAGCAGCUGGAACAGCAGCAGCCGGAGACCCCCGUCGGUGUCGCACACAGCAGGAAAAGCUCCAAGUCGGACGUGCUGAGCGCAUCUGAGGACGAGCGCGUCCGUGCGCCCGGCCAAUCGGAGCUCAGCAUCAUCCGGUGCUACUUUGCCGAGUCGCAGAGGAGCGCUACGUCCGCGCAGACAUCCACCUCUGAGCAGCAGAAGCAACAGAGAUGCUGUUGGUCCAGAAAUCCGGCGUGGGGGGGCGACAGGAACGGUAGCGAGGACACGGACGCGCCCGGCAACCUCAAGGACAACGGCCUGCGACAGAAGGCGGCCUUGGAGCUGCUGGAGUCGGAGAGGAUCUACGUGUCGCAUUUGUCUCUGCUGCUGAAGGCCAACAUCACCUUCAACGGCUCCGAGGCGCUCGCCGCAAAGGACAAACGUCCGUUUCCCAGCUCCCUGAGGUUCCUGAUCCAGCAGCACCUGGACCUGCUGCACACCCUGCAGGAGCGCGUCCUCAGGUGCCAGUGGCAAGGCAUCAUGGGAGAUAUCUUCAUGAGGCUCACCAGCAAAGAGAGCGACUUCCUGGACUUGUACGUGUCCUACCUGAAGGAGCUGCCCGACUGCCUGAACGUGGUCAGCAUGCUGGCCGCCGACGCCGUCACGUCUUCCGCCUUCCUGGAGGGUGACAUCAUGGGCGACGAAUCCAAACCCUCCCUGCCAACGCUGCUCCUCCAACCCGUGCAGAGGAUCCCCGAAUACCUGCAGCUGCUGCAGGGUUUGCUGAGGCAGACGGAGUCGUCGCACCCGGACUACUACCUGCUGCUGCUGUGCAUCCAGCAGUUCCGCUGCUUCUCCAGCCAGCAGCAGCACCUCCUGCAGCGCAGCCAGGAGCUCCUGAUGCACAACCGCCAGGAGGUCAAGAGGCCGUCCACGAAGCAGCUUCUGCGGCCCGUGGAAGGCGGCCUUCAAGGUUCUCCGUACAUUCACGGCAGCACCGUUUUGGAGCACACCAACCAGGCCAAACACAGCAAGCAGCGUCUCUUAGAGCAGAUCCAGUCCAGCCAUCGCUUCCACGAGUGGGAUCGCGAGCACGAGCCCGAAGCCAGCUCUUACCCACCCGACUGGCCGCCCCAGCUGCAGUACUACAGCCCCGACGUGGACUCGCGCAAACACAAACCCACAGGUCUGGGCAGCAUCCCCGAGAGCGACGCGUCAGAGCGCUCCGGCCAGCAUCCCCCGCUCUCCAGAACCUCGGAAUUCCGGCAAGUCCAGCCGGGCUCGGCUCUGGCCGACGCCUUGGAGGAGUUCCUUGUCACUCCCGACCCCCCCGGGAUGGAGCGUCUUUACGAGAAGGACCGGGGCUCCCCGCACGACGCGUCCGCGUUCGACCGCUACUCCUCGGCCUCGUCCGACUCGUCCAUCGACAUCGCCUUCGUCAAGUGCCCCAAAGCUCCCGCGACCCCGUCGCGCCACGCGCCGACCGGCCGGGAUAUCUUUGGGAACGGGUACAACAAACUUCCCAACCAAGGGUGCGCCUCCCCGGACGAGGCUGUGCUGAUGCGCCAGGCUCACCAGCGCCCCCUUCAGCCCGGUCAGCGCAAAAAAAGCAAGUCGCUGAACGGCCUGCAGAUGGACAGCGCGGUGACAGACGGCGGCCACGCCAAGCUUGAGCGCCAGGGCAGCAGGGGCAGCAGAGGGUGCGUCGCCCCGUCCCGCAAGAUCCACAGCUCGCCGGGGAGCAGGAAGGACGCCGAGAGGCCCGGCGACGACCUUCACGGGCUGCUCGCCAUGGACUCCGCCAUGCAGCCGUGGGGGGGUGAGGAGAACCACCACCACACGGCCUUCAGCGAGAGGAACCGCAAGCAGGACAAGGGAGGCUUCAGGAGCUCCUUUAAGAAACUCUUCAAAAAGAAGGGCGGCGAUGACAAGAAGGAGAAGGCGGCUGAGAAAGGGCAAGAAAAUCAACAGGCGGACGUCAGAGGCACUGCAGUGUGAACGCACGCGUAGAAAAGCAAACAUAAAGCACAAAGGUUAUACACAAUACGCUUUGAAAAAUCGCCGCACCUGAAAAAACUAAACUGGUGAUAGCACUGGGUGACUGUAAUUCCAGUGAACCCCCAAUAUUCGUUGGGAAUAGGCACAGUUUACAUCCCUCCUAAAAAUAUUUAGAAUUGCAUGUAGAUGUGACAAGAUGUCAAGAAAGCACUACUUUUGAUGAAAUGAAUGUAUUUAUUUUUUUUAACGCUAAUCCUCAACUCACUUCAUAUUUCAGUGAAUAGGUGAUCUUCGCAGCAAAUAUCGGAGGAUAGGUUAAAAUAAUCUAUGAAUACCAAACCAGGAACACACGGGGGCUCACUGCACCUUGACUGGGUGUGGCAUCUGUAAAGCUGACACGCAGUGAAUGAUGCUUCAAUAUUCUUGAAAAUUUGCACGCGUGUAUCCUGGAGCCCCACAAAUGUCACAACUCAAUAGCGCUGCUCCCUGAAAAAUUUGAAAAAAUUAGCCCCUGACAACAAUUUCACCGUUUGACAUGAAAUUGGGUAGAUAUGUUGAUCAUAACAGGACACACAAAAAAGUGUCAAGGACACAAGCCCAAGGACUAAAAAGGACGACUGACCGUUUCGGGCAAAUUCCACAACAAGGGGAACUCGUCCAAAUCGGAAGCGGUUAUACAAUACAGAUGGGAACAGCUAAAUAGCUAAGAUUUGUGCCUGCACCAUUUUAUGCGGCUUGGCGUCAAACUUUCAUCACUAUCAUUUGGAGGAUUCAACAAUGCACAAGCUUUAGCUUCAAUUUAGACAUAUUGUUAUUAUAUUGUAGACAUGCUUAAGUUUGUAUGUUGUUUUGAGCUAUCCGUUUAAAGAUAUGAAAUGUUUGGACAGAUUAUUGAAGGAUGUAGAAAUUAAGGCCAAAUUGUAAUUAGAGUUUGCUUUUCAAGUUACUAAUCGGCAGAUGUUAUGUGAGAAUUUGUUACAAAUAAAUGUGACAUGUAUUUCCUGACUAGGCUAUACGCAGUGAGUCAUUGUUUCAGUAUAAACUAACCAACAAAAUGACCAGGUGAAACACGGAAGCGUCAUAUCCUUCUUAUUUUUAAUGAGUUAACCGCUCAUCCUCAUAAAUCGUGUUACACUUCUCAAAACAAAAUAUAGGCAAUUGUACAGUAUGCAAAACAAACCAAAUUUUAUUUUACACUAUAUACACAUAACGUGCGCAUUGCAUCGUGAAAAACAAACAAAACCGUGUGUGACAUAAAAAUAAAAGCGACAGAACAGGA